This is a messenger RNA of Brassica oleracea var. oleracea, 1386 nucleotides long. RefSeq lists its product as uncharacterized. NCBI's taxonomy places the organism in Eukaryota, Viridiplantae, Streptophyta, Magnoliopsida, Brassicales, Brassicaceae. The transcript has 3 exons. Bases 1 to 1386 code for a protein of 461 amino acids. The record is from RefSeq and is a predicted model, not a curated record.
AUGUUGAAUCAGGCUGAAGUCGAUGAAAAAUUUGGGUUUCAUCCUAAGUGCGAGAGAGUUCAGCUUAUCCACCUAAGCUUUGCAGACGACAUUCUGGUCUUCACUGACGGUACUGAAGAAUCGCUGAACGGAGUGUUGACAAUGAUGGAUCAGUUUGCAAGUAUGUUGGGCCUUCAGAUCAAUGCCACCAAGUCAACAAUCUUUGCUGCUGGUCCGAAUAGCCUCCUACUUAAUCAUGCUGCGAGUGCGAAAUGCAUCCAGGUUGAUCAACUGCCUAUUCGUUAUCUAGGCAUGCCUUUGACAUCUAAGAUUUGGAGCAAAACAGACUAUGAGCCGUUAAUAGAUCAGCUUCGCAAAAAGUUCUUGUCUUGGACACAUGGAGAUCUUUCUUUCGCAGGACGGUUACGGCUAAUCAAAACCGCUGUCACCAGUACUGUGAACUUCUGGAGCUCCGCUUUUCUAUCACCCAAAGGCUGUCUUGAUACUAUUGAAAGCAUGUGCAGCGCUUUCCUGUGGUCAGGAUCGCCAACAGUCACUCAUAAAGCAAAAGUUGCAUGGAAAGAUGUUUGCUCUUCUAAGGAAGAAGGAGGGCUGGGCUCCCUUGGCUCUUGGGCUUGGCGAAAGCUUCUAAAAUUGCGGCCCUUGGCAUAUGAUUGCUUGAGGUAUGAGGUGAAUAAUGGGAGAUCAAUCUACUUUUGGCUAGAUAAUUGGCUGGGAACAGGAAGACUGUUGGAUGAAACCGGGGAGACUGGUAUAGGGUGUUUGGGGGUCCUUAGGUCUGCUACUAUCUCUGAUGUAGUCUGUGAGUCUGGUUGGAAGAUCCAUACUAGAGGGCAAAGGCGGUUCCCUAAAGUCUACGCAAAACUGAAUGCAAGGCAACUGCCUAACCAACACUCUGGGGAGGACAUCGUGCUUUGGAGAGCUGGUCCCGACGACUUCAAAGCCUCUUUCUCUUCCGCUAAGACCUGGAAUUAUCUGCGAGACAAAAGAACUGAGGUUGUGUGGAGGAAGUUAGCUUGGUUUCCUCAGGAUGUACCCCGACAUGCCUUUAUGGUCUGGCUUGCAUUUAGAGAUCGACUGACUAUUGGUGAUAGAAUGAAGAGCUGGGGUAUUGAGCAAUGCUGUAUGCUUUGUGGAGAGAAGAACGAAACUAGGGACCACCUGUUCUUUGCUUGUCCGUACUCUUUCACGAGGAUGAUGUUUCAGACAGUCAUAUACUAUGUUUGGAAAGAACGUAACUCGCAGAGGCAUGGAGGUGUUUGGGUCACGACGAAGAAGCUCACCCGUACCAUUGAUAAGCAGAUUAGGAACCGGAUAUCAUCUCUUUGCUAUAUCAAGGAUCAUCCGCUAGAGGGGCUAAUGAGUAGAUGGUUUGAAGUUUUCUAG